CGCAGAACAACCGCCAUUGUUUUUUCUUUUGACAGGAUCUCUAGUUGUUAUUAUUAUCCUCUCUCUCUAACCCACCGCUUCUUUCCUCUCGGCUCUGGCAUCUUCUACUCUUCUCUAUAUCUUAAACACAUCAUCUUCGAUUCAGAAAGCCAUGGAUGAGUCUCCCGCGUCGUACAUACACUUGCAGGUGCACAGGCUGAUAGAGGAGUGCCUGGUGUUGAAGAUGAGCAAAGAGGAGUGCAUGGAAGCUCUGUCGAAGCACGCCAACAUCAAACCGGCGGUCACCUCGACGGUGUGGACGGAGCUUGAGAAGGAGAACCCGGGUUUCUUCCAAGUUUAUUAUCACAACCACCGCACAUCAUCAUCGGCGCCGGCGCCGUCGACGCCGCCGGCCGGCAGGGAGCGGCGUAUUAAAGCCCUAAUCUCCAAUUACUCGGAUCCAGCGUCGUCAUCAUCAGAUUGAUUGAUCCAAGGGGCUACUAAUUAUUGAUUAAUUAGUGGGUUUAUAAUUAAUAAUUGUCAAACUCAUCAUCACCCCGUGAUCGAAAUUGUUGGGGAUGGAUGGGGUGUAAUGGAAUAUUUUUAUAUAUAAUAUUAUACAAUUUUCGAGUCAUCGGAUCCCAAUAAUUUCAGGGGCAGCUAGCUGCAUG
Messenger RNA from Linum tenue, 650 nucleotides. Lineage: Eukaryota; Viridiplantae; Streptophyta; Magnoliopsida; Malpighiales; Linaceae. The record is from the annotation of a GenBank genome assembly.